UCUAUUACUAGAUAGUUGGGAUAGGGAUUUCUGAAGGGAAUGCCUAGUAGAUGCAGUUGCCUGUAAUAGCAGAUCAGCAGCAGUGCCACUGAAGGCACAAUGAGAGUGGGAUCGAACAGCUGAUUGCUGAAUGAGGGGGCUAGGAUAGCAGAAGCAAGCAAUGCUGGAGCAGGGAAGGAGCUGGGAGAGAAAAAGCAAGAGAGAGUGAAGCCUGAGAAAACCUACAGUGACCCAAAAGGACUGAUGCAGUCAGUUUGGGAUGAAUAAAAUAAGUAGAUGAGUUUCAAAGCUCAGUGACAGUUUACCAAGGCAGGGUGAAAAAGGAAUUGUGCAAGUUCUUUAUUUUUUAAAAAGUAUACCUUUAUUUUUAGUCCUGUAGGACUUAUCUUUGUAAUGUGCCGGACAGCUGUUGUAACAGCACAGAAUCCUGUGAAACAGCUAGCAGUGCAGAAAGACACCUAGAGCACAGAAUUUGGAAGCAUUUGCAUUGUGUGUGUUUGGAUACUGGGUUAAGAUUGAGACUUUCCACUAAACAGUAGCUGCAGCAACAAAAAAAAAAUCAACAGGAGAAGCAUACAAAAAAUAUUAAUUGUGGGUUGUCGUUUUUUUUUUAAUACUGAGACAUGGUAGAGAGUGAAACUGAGAACUGUGCAGCCACACAAGACCAUGGAGAAGUCAAGUAGUGAGGACUCAUCGAUUCGUCGCAGCCCGUCUGUGGAUAGCCGGGACAGUGACUUCGCUAGAGCUUCCACCUCGGGCAGGGAGUUCGGAGGCCGUGGCUUUACAGCUGGUGCUUUUUACGGCUCAACAGGCUCCCGCACGCAAAGUCACGCUGGUGCCACCUCCGCAGGGGCAAAGAGAAAUAAAUACAGUGCGCCCAAAGGCAGCAAGUACAUGGUCUUUUACCUGGAUCUAUCCUUUGUGUUCCUUUUAGAAUUCAAGAAGUGCAACAUGGCAAGGGGCUGUCUCUGCUGUUUGAAAUACAUGAUGUUCCUCUUCAACCUCAUUUUCUGGUUGUGUGGCUGUGGACUCCUAGGAGUAGGAAUAUGGCUGUCGGUGUCACAGGGCAGCUUUGCCACCUUUUCACCCACUUUCCCAUCUCUCUCUGCCGCCAACUUGGUGAUUGCCAUUGGCUCCAUCGUCAUGGUGACCGGCUUCCUCGGAUGCUUGGGUGCCAUCAAGGAAAACAAGUGCCUCCUUUUGAGUUUUUUCAUUGUCUUGCUGAUUAUUCUACUGGCAGAGCUGAUAUUACUGAUUCUGUUCUUUGUCUAUAUGGACAAGGUAGGUGAGAACGCUAAGAAGGACUUAAAAGAUGGACUUGCACUCUAUAACACAGAGAACAAUGUUGGGCUCAAAAAUGCAUGGAACAUUAUUCAGGCAGAGUGGAAAUGCUGUGGGGUGACUGGCUAUGCUGACUGGUAUGAGGCGCUGAAGGACACAGUGGUUCCAGACCGCUGCUGUCAGGAGCAUUACCAGGACUGCGGGCGUAAUUCCACCAACCUGUUCUGGCAAAGGGGUUGUUAUGAAAAAGUUGAAGAGUGGCUGGAUGAUAGCAAACAUGUCCUCGGCACCAUUGGGAUGUGCAUCUUGGUAAUACAGAUUCUGGGCAUGGCCUUUUCCAUGACUCUCUUCCAACAGAUCCACAGAACUGGUAAAAAGUAUGAUGCCUAGCACCACUCCACGCACACGUGCACACACACAUACCCAAGAAACAUCCACCCUUAUCUGCAUAAACUCUUGAGAAGAACCAAGUUUAACACACACACACACACACACACACACACACACCCCACCCCACCCCGCCGACCACCUCUGCACCACAACCAGUCCUAACCAGGCACCAAACAAUCCCUGGACUGCACAGAUGUUGACUUGAUUUCUCUUCUUUCAUUUGCAUUUGCUGUUUAUUUGCCAAAGAAUGGAAAUGAGAUGGGAAAACACAGAGAAAGAGCAUCAGCUUGAGAAGCGAGCGUGGCACCGCGUGGCUGCCACUCUCUGUCUUUGUUGUUCUUUUGUCUCACUAACAAUUUCCAGGAAAUACAACACAAAACAGAAAAUUGUAGUUGCAUUGCUUUACUAAUACAUUUUGGAACUGCAGUGGAAAGGGAAAACAAGCCUGUAAAAAGAACAUUGUAAGGCCCCUGAAGUUUCUGGACUGUUUUGUUAAAAGACUGGUGGAGACCCAAUCCCCCCCAAUUAACAUCCAGAGAGUAAUAAUGGGCCACUUAGUGUGUGUUUACCUACAGUUUUAUUUUCUGCUUGAUGGGUAACUUUGUAUUUUACAGAGGUAGAUUUUUUUGGGUAUAAUCUUCAGUAUUUUCUUUUUUAAGCAGUUCUGCUUCUUUCAACUAUAAAAUCUACCAAUGUGUGUAUUUCUUUUGUUUGUUUUGAACAUUGCAAGUCACAGGACUGAUGAUACCGAUGAGUAAAAAAAAGAAAAGAGCAGCAGCAGCAGGUCACCGAUACCCCAGGUGUCUGGUUUUUAGGAGUAUGUCUCAACCUGGCUCUGCAAUCAGAAGAGCUCACUUUUGAGAGUGUUCAUUCUGCAUAAUACUAAGGAAACCUUUACAGUAGAUUGUGAAAGAUUAGCAUUCAUCUGUGUAACAUUUCUCUGGAUAUAUGUUUGUAUGAUUCCUCUUCAUUAGGUCCUUUCCAUUAACAGGGGGAGAAACCAUAACUUCUAAUCCUCGCUCCUUGCCACACUGCAGUGCAAGCACAGUGUUUUAAUCUACAUUAUAGAGCUACGACCUCCUCAAAACACUAACCCAUUUUGAGUUAGCUAGUCAAAGAUGAAGUACAUUUUAUAUUACCCUUGUGACAUCUAUGUUUAUGUAUUAAAUUUCAUUAAUUAUCCGACCAUCAAGUUUUUAUCUGAUACAAAAUAUUAAGGAUUAAAAUAUGGUAGAAUGAAGAAAUAGUGACCCCACUUCCUCCUCCUGGGUUGAUAGUCCUUGGCAUUGCAAUGCCUUCCGUGUGGAUUUGGCAGUCAAGCCACAUUAAAAGCCACUGGGUAGGGAAAAGAAGGGCUGAAAUCCAGCUGGUCCAGCAAGAUUGCCAGUCAGGGUUGUAAAGCUGGGCUGUAUUUUGCACACUUUGGCUUUUCAAAGUUUGAUUUGGUCUUUAAGUUGUUGUUUUGUUUUUUUUAUUUUAUUCCGGGCCUGUCUGUAAAACAAAUACCACAACACUUGUGCACAUUUCCACAGACAUUCCUGCUAGAAAUCUUGAACAUAUACCUCUAGUUUGAAUGCUGCUUUUAUUUCUAGACCCCCUUUUGGUUCAGUCACAGAAGGAGGUUGUUUUCUUACUUUUUGCUGCUUUGAGAGGAAAGGAACAAAACAAGAGAAACAAUACACAAAAUGCAACAAGUAGUCCUGCUUCUGUAUCUCUUAACCAUUUGGAAGCAUCUUAAGACAGUUUGGCAUGAAUUUGUAAUUGCAAUGACCCUUGCAGAAAUGUUUCAAAUACUCUGUUGGUGUAUCACUAUAAAUAUCUUGGUAGUACCCAAAGGCCACCCUAGGAGAACCUAAAGCAGUCCACAGUGUUACCAGCAGCACAGUGGAUACCAGUGGAAUAACAGCAUUAGAGCAUUGUACUCUAAUUGACUACCAGCUUGUUAUGGUUAAUGCAACUUAGAUAUCACUGUGGUACCAUUCUAUCAAUGGUCCAUACUAUUGCUUGAAUUCCCACUCAAAAUCAGACCACAGUUUCAUUCUCAGGCAGUUCAGAAAAUGUAUUGCCUGUUCACCCAGUAUCUACUUUUCUUGCAUUUUGUGUAUGAGGUCAGAUGUUGUGGUUGAAAAUUGGGAGGUGGUUUACUUUCAGAAUGAGGGAAUUGGGACCAGAAGUGUCUUUAGUUCAAGGGGUCGUCCACAGAAAAUCAAAGAAAAAAAACAAGAACUCUGGAUGAUGAAAAAACGAACGGACACUAAGCAUGUUUUGCUGCUACAUGGAAAGUAAAUGGAAAGUCUGUAAGUCUAAAGUUUUAAGAAAGACAGAGUUGAAAACAAAGGUGUUCAGACAGAUACUGUAUUUAAACCCUGUGGCGAAUGUUUUACACCCUUUAGGCUAAUGUUGCUGGGAUCCAUGACAAUGUCCAUUGAUACAAAACAUUAAAAUGAGUAGAAAUUCGUACAUGUCCCUUCUUUAAAAACACUGUGGUACUUUGUGGCAGUAGAGCUAGAACUCUUCUGUGGUUGGCCUUUUGCACAGCUGUGGUAUACAAGCUAGCACCUGCCUGUGACCUCUGUGUCGAUUUAAAUGUAGUUGUAUCUUCAAUAACCAAAAGAUUGAGUUCUGGAUUGCAUCAACACUUGGUGCUAAAGAGAUCUCACAGUUUGAGCAGACACUUAGUAAUUGAGUGGAGGCUGCAGAUUGCAAGCAACAGUGAAAGUCAAAGCUAACCAGUCCUGAUGUUCAGGUAGACUGUAAUCAUCUUGUUAUGAAGUGUGCUGCUUAAUGCACAGAUUCUAAAUGGCAUAUUCAGUUUUCGACUUGCAAAGGAGGUAGCAUUCUUCACCUAAGCAACAUAUUCUAUUGUACAUUCUUUGGAUUUUGGUAAUCGUUGCAAGAUAUUAUAGCAUGCGGGGUUUUUAAAGGAAAAGAAAAAGAAAACCAUAACAAUAUUAUAGUAUUUUACAAGUGCUAACUUUUGCAAAUAGCAUUUGAGUGUGUGUGUGUGUGUGUGUGUGUGUAAAUAAAUAUAUAUAUAUAUAUAUAUAUAUAU
Polyodon spathula (Mississippi paddlefish) is the source of this 4723-nucleotide messenger RNA. It is a transcript of the gene tspan9a, whose product is annotated as tetraspanin 9a. The coding region runs from base 667 to 1671 and encodes 334 amino acids. Lineage: Eukaryota; Metazoa; Chordata; Actinopteri; Acipenseriformes; Polyodontidae. The record is from RefSeq and is a predicted model, not a curated record. Gene Ontology annotation, cellular component: membrane. The transcript is spliced from 7 exons.